Messenger RNA from Eupeodes corollae, 4285 nucleotides. Its product is annotated as kelch-like protein 17. Bases 802 to 2658 code for a protein of 618 amino acids. The record is from RefSeq and is a predicted model, not a curated record. Lineage: Eukaryota; Metazoa; Arthropoda; Insecta; Diptera; Syrphidae. The transcript is spliced from 8 exons. Gene Ontology annotation, molecular function: protein binding.
CUACGGUUAGACGUGUGUUUAAGAUAGUAGAUAGAUAUUUCUAGUUAUAGAUUAAAAGUUUAGAAGUAAUAUUUUUUGAGACUGGGAUCCUUUUUUAGCUAAAGCGUCCAUAAUCCAUUUAAUUUUAGAAACGUGAAACAUUUUUGAAAAUUUAAAUGUCAAAUUAGGUGUGGAUUUUCGUUAAGUUGGAUUCGUCGUGAAAUCUUUAUUCGGGUACCUUGUUCUUUCUUAAUUGGGGGAAAAUUCGAUUUGAUUGAUGAAUUGUUUUAUUUUUAAUUUUCGUUUGUGUCGUUCUUAUCUCUCGUUAAGUGCAUUGGAAAAUAUUAAAAAAUAAAAAAAGCUCAUUUUUGUGUAUGUCGUUCAAUUGCAAAACAUCCCUCUUUGGAAACAACAACGAUACGAUAACUUUGUGGCAUCGAGCUAUGUACGAACCAGAGAGAGAGGGUGGACAGCAAAUGUCAGAAAAAAGGUUGUCGACCUAAUAUGCAGAAUAAGCACAGCUCAGAGUCAAGUCAAGACAUAGAGGCAGAGGCAGUAGCCAGCAGCCAACAGCAGCCAGAAGAGGAGCAGCAAUUUAGCAGUUUUUAGUCGAUUGCCUUUACCCGACAUUAGAGGGUGUGGAGUUUUCUGGAGUUAAUUUUUUGGACUCUAUACCUGUCAAAGCUUAUUCAAUUUAGAAAAACAAUAUUAAAUGGAACAAAUCUCAAAGACUUGAAUUCAAGGAUUAUAAUUCAACCCAUGCAGCUUUUAUAGUUAAUAUAUUUAAGGGAAAAACCAGACAGAAAAACUCCCUGUGUCAAAAUGUUUCUACCUGUCAAACCAAACAUAACCACCGAAAAUGGCAGUGGAAACAGUGAAGAUGUUACCACCACCAGCAAUAAUUCAACACAAACACCGAGCGAUUUAAGCCCACCGGGACCAAACGAGGAAGUACUGCCACAGGCGCAUCACCAAAAUCCUGGACACUGUAUUGCAUCCUUUUCGGCCAUCAAUCAAAUGCGAAAUAAUGCACAGCUUUGUGAUGUCACUCUGGAAGUUGGUGGUGAGACCAUACACGCUCAUAAAGUUGUACUGGCGUCAGUUAGCCCGUAUUUUUAUGCCAUGUUCAAUGAUGAUAUGCUGGAACGGAACCAGGGUAAUGUGACACUUCAUGACGUUGACGUCACUGCACUUAGACAACUAAUUGACUAUACAUACACUGGUGAGAUAACAAUAACGGAGGACAAUGUACAAGUACUGCUUCCAGCAUCGAGCCUCCUACAAAUCCAAUCGGUCCGCGAGGCAUGCUGCAAAUUCUUACUCCGUCAGCUUCAUCCUUCCAAUUGUUUGGGCAUACGAAGUUUUGCAGAUGCACAUUCGUGCAAGGAGCUCCACACACGUUCGCAUAAAUUUGCCUUGCAGAACUUCCAACAGGUUGUCGGAACCGAAGAAUUCCUUUUGCUACCCUUCGAUGAGGUCAGGGAUUUGAUAUCAAACAAUCAAUUGAAUAUCUGCUCCGAGGAGAAGGUCUUUCUGGCCGUCCUCAAUUGGGUGAAGCACGAUUUGCCAGAGAGGCAGAAACACAUAGCCGAACUUAUGAGUCAUGUUCGAUUGCCAUUAGUUGGCCGAGACUUUCUUAUGACUUGUGUGGAAUCGGAGACGUUGAUUCGUGAAGAUUCCCAAUGCAAGGAGCUGCUGCUCGAGGCCAUGAAGUAUCACCUGUUGCCGGAGCAGAGGAGUUUAAUGAGCAGCCAGAGGACGAACGAGAGACGUCCGGAUGGCAUGAAACCGUACGUUUUUGCGGUCGGUGGUGGCAGCCUGUUUGCCAUUCACAACGAGUGUGAGGUUUACAACCCGCGGUUGAAUGCCUGGACCCCGAUAUCUCCGAUGUUGUGGAGGAGGUCACGGUCUGGAGUGACCGCGCUGCACAAACUGCUCUACGUGGUGGGAGGCUAUGAUGGGGUGACGGAUCUUUCAACGGCUGAAUUCUACAAUCCCCUCAUAAAUAAGUGGAGCAAUAUAACACCCAUGGGCACGAAACGGUCUUGCUUGGGCAUCUGCGCCUUCGACGGACUAAUCUACGCCUGCGGUGGUUAUGAUGGAGCCUCGUGUCUGAGCAGCGUUGAGCGUUAUGAUCCUCUGACGGGAGUUUGGAGCUCUUGUCCGGCCAUGAGCACACGCAGGAGAUAUUGCCGUCUGGCAGUGUUGGACAAUUGCAUAUAUUCCCUGGGAGGUUUUGACUCUACCAAUUACCAAUCGAGCGUGGAGCGAUUUGACCCGAGGAUCGGCCGAUGGACGCCAGUGCCAAAUAUGACCUCUCGCAGGAGUAGCUGUGGAGUGGCGGCAUUCGAUGGGCAUUUGUAUUGCGUCGGUGGCAACGAUGGAACCAUGUGCAUGUCCAGUGGUGAACGAUUGAAUUUGAGGAGAAACGCAUGGGAACCGAUAGGAGCAAUGCAUUCUAGAAGAUCCACCCACGAAGUUGUUGAUGUUGAUGGCUGCCUUUAUGCCUUAGGAGGAAACGAUGGCUCUUCAUCGCUAAACUCUGUCGAGAAAUACGAUAUUCGACUGAAUAAAUGGACAAUUGUCAAUUCAAUGGUAACGCGUCGUAGUUCUGUUGGAGCAGCUGUUCUAGAUUGCUUCCAUUUGGAGCGUGGUCUUGUGCAAACAACUAACUUAUGACCCCUGUCAUCGAUUGCUGAAACAUUUGCUGCUGCUGCUGCAGUUGCUGCAGUCAAUAACGCAUCUUCGACCAGUGGUAGUAGUAACAAUAGUAAUACGAAUAACGGUAGCAAUAAUGGUAGUUUUAACUUGAGCACCUCAGCGCCCUCUGGUCCUUCGGCUGGUAAACCUUCGACAGCUUAAUUCUAGAUUACAAAAAUCUUAAAAAUGACAAACACAGUUGCAACAUAGGUAUUGUAUGUGUUUUACUUGUGACUUUGACCUGUCUAACUACAAUUCGUGUCAAGUGUCAAAAUUUAAAUGUCACCUGUCAAAUUCAUAUUUUCCUGAUAAUGUUUUCUAGUAAACGUUAAAGUCAACACUUUGGAGAAUGUCUUGUCAUUUAAUUUAAUUGACAGAUAUUCGUUAAGUUCUCUUUUGCUGUCUUAUUCUCGUUAGAUUGGGCGAAGUUUUCAAUUUUGAAAUGAAAUAUAAGAGAAUUUUCCUUCUUUUUAGAUGAAGAACUAUAAUUCUGAUGAAAGAUUCAGAAAAACGACCAAUCUUAUCAAAUUUGAUGUUUGUACCUAUUCUGACAGUUGUGUUGAAAAUUAAAAAAAAAAAAACUUGAAAUGAGUUAAAAAACGAUAAAAUGUUCCGAAUUAAAAAUCAAUUGAAAUCAUAUUCCUAGCUCAUAAAUCUUAAUCACAUUCCAAAGUUAAAAACAUAUGUAAGUGGAUAUUUUGACACGUACUAGUCUUACUAUUCGUUACGUCUACUUGACAGCACUGCUUGACUUGUCAAAAUUUGUAUAUGUUCAGUUUUAUAGUAAUAUCAACUUACGUUUCAUUAUUUUCAAAAAAGGUUAAACAAAAGUUAAAUUACUUUUUCCUCAUAAUAUUUGAUGCAACAUUUAAGCUGACAUCUGUCAAAAUGUUUCGUUGUUUUCUAUCGCUGCUGGGGGACUUGACGAAACUAUUUCUAAGGAACUCAAAAAUGUUGAACAAAAUGAAACACAUUUUAAAGUAGAAUAUAGUGAUGUAUCCCAUGGGGAAAGUGUUUUCGAGUUUUAUAAGAUUUUGACUUUUAUAAGGAAGAAAAUAAAAACUAAGACAAAUUUAAAAGUAUUAUCAAUCACGUAUUAACAUUACAAAAACUUAACCAUAAAAGGAGACAUAACAUUAUAGCAGAUAACAUACAAAUAUCAUCGAAUUUUAAAAUCAUUAAAAAUAUUAUGGCAUCUUCUCGAGACAAAAAAAUAUCAUGUGCUCGAAUUUUUCAUUUUUCGUUUGAUCGCACUAAAAAAUCCUAAAUUAAUUGCUACAAGAACAACCCAAAAAAAAAUAUAAAUACUAUCACUGCCAAAAAUGAAGCAUUUUAAUCAUAAAAUAUCAGUGGAUGAAAAAUAAAGUAGUUUAUAAAUUAUUUUAAAAAACUUACAUAAAAGACAAUUUGCUAUAAAUAUAAAAAUAUGAUAGUCACUUUGUUUUUUUCAUACAAUUUUCCAACAAAUAAAAACACUAUCUACAUAUUUUUUGAAUUUACAAAAAAUGGUAAAAUUUAAAUAUUAUGGAUAAAGAAAUAUAAAUAUAAAAAUACAACAAAUAUGCAUUAUAAAAUAUAAAUUUAAACAAACCAAAAUAUAAUAAGA